Molecule: messenger RNA, 26429 nt
Organism: Porites evermanni
Lineage: Eukaryota; Metazoa; Cnidaria; Anthozoa; Scleractinia; Poritidae
Source: the annotation of a GenBank genome assembly
GUUUUACUGUCUUUCUUUGGUAAAGGAAUCUGUGAUUCAAGUAAGUAAAAAUAUCUGGUCGUGAUGAAUUGAGAACUUCUAACGAUAGCGAGGACACCAAAAUGAUAUUUGUUAGCUUCACACUAGAGCUUCAAGUAUAAUAAGUGUACAAGUGUACUUGGAUACUUGAAUCCUACUUUGAGUGUGAAGGGGUAAAAUGUACCUACUUCAACUUUACUUGGCGACAAUGGAAACGUUCGCAGUUCAAAGAAGCCGAAGGUCGCCCUUAAGUAUGGACUACACCAGACUUAAGAACACACUUGACCAAUAAGAAAUGGAAGGUUAGCCAUGUGCACAAUUUGCACAUACAGCGGUUCCAAGAUUUUAAUGAACAGAGAGAUUGGUUGUCUUUACACUAGGCUGUUAAGUAAGACUUCAGAGCUGCUAAGUUUUACUUGGCCAAAAAUGUGUGUGUGAAGGCCUAAGAAAAAUCUCAAAAGUAACUUUACUUUGCAUCUCAUUAAAGUCGGAAAGUUGAAACGAUUCAAGAAAGUUUCAAGUGACUUGAAAGCCAUCCUUAAAACCGACCUUUAGCGAACUUGCGGUUUCUAAGAUUUGAGAAAGGCGAAGCAUGUCAAUCAAUCUUUAUUAUGUUGCGUGGGAAAAUAGGCUUAAAUAAACCUGAAGUAAAAAAGAUAGGUUGGGUGUUGAGCUUUCUUUUUCUUGAAGAAUUUAAAAUUUACUUGUCUUGAAAUAUUUCUUAGCUUAUUUAGGCUCUAGGGUAAAGACUACCAUUGACGGCUCAGUUUUACUUCAAGUUUUACUUUGUCAACAAGUGUGAAGCCACGUAUUCUACAGAGCGCCUUAACAUUUCCAAGUUCACUUGAAUCAAGCGCUCACUUGAAACUAACUUGUCGUCUAGUGUGAACAACAAUUAACAUAAAUCUUAAUCUUCUUUUCUUCUUGUGGCUAUGCAUGCCUUGAUGUCACGAAGCGCAGGCGUGCAUGACGUGAACUAGCAGAAGCUAAUGUAUAAGCAAAAAAAAACUGGUUUAAUUUUUUACUUCCAUGUAAGGAAAUCCAAGACUGUCUAGAUUCGUCGCCAUGGAUUCCGGAUUCCAGGUAGUGGAUUCCGAAUUUGUCAGAGGAAUUUGGAUUCCAGAUUUCAAUCAUUGUUGGUUGUCUUUACAUUAGGCUGUUAACUAAGACUUAAGAGCCGCUAAGUUUUACUUAACCGAAAAUUCGUGUGUGAAGACCUAAGUAAAAUCUCAAGUAACUUUGAUCAACUUUUCUUUAUUGCAUCUCAUUAAAGUCGGAAAGUUGAAACGAUUCAAGAAAGUUUCAAGCGACUUGAAAACCAUCCUUAUGACCGACUUAGCUGACUUGCGGUUACUUGCGCCUUGAGAAAGGCGAAACAUGUCAAUGGUAGUCUUUACACUAGAGCCUAAAUAAGCUAAGAAAUACUUCAAGACAAGUAAAUUUUAAUUACUUCAAGUAAAAUAAAGCUUCACACACAACCGAUUCUUUUUUACUUCAGGUUAACUAAAAAAGGGUGCGUUCGAUUGGGAAAUCCGGAUUUAGAUUUUCAAAAUUUAAAUCCGGAUUUCCCAAUCGAACGCGAAAUCCGAAAACGGAUUUCACCUCCGAGAAAUCCGUCCUCAGGGUGGAUUUCAAUUAAGAAAUCCAAAUCCGGAUUUCAUGGAUUUCCUUUUUACCGUUCGAUUGGGAAAUCCGAAAAAGGAUUUGCAAAACUAUUCUCGUGAACAGUGGUCUUCCUGUUGCUAAGUAUGCGUGCGGGUACAAGACCGCUGUUCUUAAGGACAGUUUUUCAAAUCAUUUUUCGGAUUUCCCAAUCGAACGGUAAAAAUGAAAAUCCAAAAACAGAUAUCUCAGCGUUGAAAUACUUUUUCGGAUUUCGCGUUCGAUUGCAAAUCCGAAAUCCGGAUUUUAAAAUCUAAAUCCAGAUUUCCCAAUCGAACGCACCCUAAGGUCAUUUUACCAUGCAACAUAAUUAAGAUUGAUUCACAUGUUUUGCCUUUCUCAGUGCUCAAGAAACCGCAAGUCAGCUAAGUCGGUCAUAAGGAUGGUUUUCAAGUCGCUUGAAACUUUCUUGAAUCGUCUCAACUUUCCGACUUUAAUGAGAUGCAAAGUAAAGUUACUUGAGAUUUUACUUAGGUCUUCACACACUAAUUUUUGGCUAAGUAAAACUUAGCAGCUCUUAAGUCUUACUGAAUAGCCUAGUGUAGAGACAACCAAUGUAACUUAAUUAUGUUGCGUGGGAAGAUAGCCUUCAGUUAACCUGAAGUAAAAAAGAUUCGGUUGUGUGUGAAGCUUUAUUUUACUUAAAAUAAUUAAAAUUUACUUGUCUUGAAAUAUUUCUUAGUUUAUUUAGGCUCUAGUGUAAAGACUGCCAUUAGCGAGAUUUCGGAUUCCUUGAGCUGUAUUCAUUCCACAGGCAAAUUCUGACUAAAUAGUUCCAAAGCUCAGUGGCGGGUACUACUCCCUGGAACAACUUCUUUUCGAAGACUCAUGCAAAAGUAUUAUCGGAGAUAAAAUUCUCGGCCUAAUUGGAAUUUGCACUUUUUGCUGUGGCGUGGCAAGUAGAAAGUGAUAGCGUCGUUUUUAUUAAUGUUGGUUCUUUAUUUCAGUUUGCCCAAAUGGAACUGUAAACAUGACGGGGUCUACCACUGGGACACUUGUGUAUCCAAGCUCUGGCAACUAUGGAAUAAACGAGACAAAAUGUUGGAGGAUUGAAGUUCCCAAGCCUUACAUAGACAUUGGAAUAUAUUUUCACAGGUACAGUUGCCUGCUUUCUGUCGAGGUUUCCUCUUUCUUGACUUAAACACCAUAUUAUCUGAGCCGCUGAGAAUAUUGCGUAGCACUGAAGCGUUCCCAUCGAGUAGUGCGCAAUUGAUAUUCAAUCACUUAUUAACAGCGUAUCGGUGAUAUAUUCAACGAUUAAUGAUUGGUCCCGAAGGAAAACAAAAUGAACUGUUUACCUCGUGACCAGUCUUUAAGUGAUUUGGUAUAUAGCCCACGAAGAAAACCUUUUCCGUGUGCGAGCGGUCAACCCUCGCGGGUAACAGUGCACUGUUACCCUCUGACGUCAUAGAUUUUGCAAUGUUGCCCGCUCAGAAAUUUUGGCGGGAAACAGUUUCAUUGUUAGAUGUCAUGUGACCUCGAAGUAACCAAUUGAGUGCGCGCGGUUGGGAAAAAAAUUCCAGCCAUACAAAAAAAAACCAGAAUAAUUUAAUUUCCUUCGUUUAACCAAGGUGAAAUCUAGCAUCUAAAUAUUACUUUAUUGCCCCCGCAGGGAUUUCGCCUAGAAGGCGAAAUCCCGAGGAGGCACACUAGUAACUCGCGCUUAUAUUAAGGAAAGUACCUAAGUUGAAAUAUACAGUCAGUAUGACAGAAAAAAUCUCGAUUUGCUUGAACAGGGGCCGCGAGGAAUCGGUAGGUAAUGAUGACGUUUCUAUUGUUUGCGCCCGCAAGUACGAAGGGUUAGGAUGACGUAAAGACAGAAAAUCCCGAAGGGACUGCUUAGGUAGAUUUUGUGACAUUUAUUGUGCAGUCAUACUUCGAUACUCUUUUGCGUUACGUGUUAUCAGUGACAUUCUGUGGAGCAGUUGUUUUGAAAGCUAUGGACCAAAAGACACGCGUUAAGCGCAGAUGAAGUUAUAAGGUGCGUAUAACUGUAUAUAUAUUAUAAAAACUUGGAGAGUUUGCCAGACACGAGUUCAUAAAUUUUUGAUUGGAAACCUUGCCAGACACUCUUUCUCUCUCUUUGACCGGAAUAAGACUCAGCCCCAAACAAGCAAGACGAGUCAGUAACGAGUGAACGACGGCUAGCUUAUCACUAGCAGAACGAUGGACGACUACAGAAAUUCGCCGACAAUCAAAUUCUGUGCUGAACAGUAUUCCCUGCUCACAGAUGUCCUUCCGCUAUAAAGUUAAAAUAAGACUAGAGUGCGCGAACGUGAAUUGAUCAAACGUCCUUUUAAUUUCUAAGGAUUACUUUCCGCAAAAUAAAAUGAACUGAAUGUAAAAAGUGAAAGAGAAAUAGCGAAAAAUUCAACUUCUAAUUAAAUCUUUUCUUAUGGUUUAGAAUAAACUGUUCUCGAAACUGAGAAUGUUUUGAUCAAAGCUGUGUAAAUCUAACUGAAACUGUGCAUGGAACUUUGCGUUUCCUGUAUUUAUCUCACCUAUUGUUUGAAAUAUGUGUGAAAAUCUUCAUUAUGAAUCGGUAUAUUUCAAAGAGCUAAACAACGAGCAAGAAUACUAUUGACCGACAAUAUACAGAGCGGGGGCAGCUGUAGUGUCAACCGUGAUUACUAGUCGUUACUCCUUUUUAUUAUUACGCUGAAACGCCGGGCUGUUUUUUGUGUGUUUUCAAAUACGGGUGCGCAAAAACUGAACCGAGGUUUUCUUCCAUUUCCUCUGUCCUUCUCUCCUAUUUUUUUCACCUCAGUUCAGCUUUUGCGAGGCUGUACCCCGGGGCUGUACCUAUCCACUCUACGAAGCACAAACGAUUUAAGUCACCAAGAAAAAGAGAGGUUACCGACUUUUGUGCUUCACGAAAACAACUGAUGAUUAAAAAAUACAGCAGUGAAAUAGGUUUGAUAUCAACGCCUUGAUAAAUUUUUUAUGAAAGUUAUCUGGUAUAAGAAAAAGUGCGAUUCGUUUUAAGUCUUUUAAACGAAACGAUUACCAGAACUAUUCGAGAUACACGCUAUGUUUGGAUACCUGUUUAAGAAAACACUCAAAAGACGCAGGUCACGAAUUCAAAAGUAAAGGUUAUGAUCUUAUCAUUUUUCCGUGACGAAAUUCCUGUUUAAAAAUAAGUAUGCAGGGUAUUAAAGAAGUAAACACUUCUUCGAGUUAAAAAAUAAAUAAAACACACCUUGCUCGUUGUACGUCUCUGAUAAAAAAAAUGACAAGUGUGUUUCUGCUACCUACGCUAUGCGCUGUCAAGUCAUCUGAUUUUGCACGUACAAAUGAGUCCAUCUUUAAUUGCUUGGUCUUUGAUUUCAAGGUUCCUCUGACCCAAUGUAAUGGAAUCGGGAAUCUGGCACAAGGUUCGUUCGUGGAAUCCGGAAUCCUAGGCUUUGGAGUCCAGAAUACAUCUCAAGGAAUCCGUACACCCACUAACGAUUAGAAUCCGAAAUCCAGCAAGUUCCACUGACAAAGACCGGAACCAAUGCCUGGAAUCCGGAAUCCAGAUCAUCCAAGACUGUCUUAUAUUCCCUUACCUCGGGCGGUUUAAUAACUCUCCAGGAUUUCCUUAACACUUCUCUGGCUGGAAAUUUCCUUCCUAUAGUUUCCCAGGCCUUACUGAAUAUGUGACUGGGUGGUAAUUUCAUUUAUCCAGUUAAAAUUUAGAAAUUCCCUAGCGCCUGCUACGCAAGCUAUUUAGGAGCUCAUUCUGUCUUGGUAAGGAAUGGAACUUUUUUUCUUUUAGCUUUGAUAUAGAAGAAUGCAAAAACUGUGAGUGUGACAAAUUGACCUACGGUAGCUCUUACGGCUUUCUUGAGUUUUUGAACCUAAAAUGUGGAAGAAGAACCUCCAGGUUCCAGGAAACUAGAAACAUGCAAAAAGGAGACGCAGAUCCCGAAGAUGCUGAGGAUGGACGAGAUAUUUGGUUCCGUUUUGCUUCUGAUGACACAGUUUUUUACAAAGGAUUCAACUUGUCCUAUAUCGUCAAAUCCAGCAAGCGUAAGUUAAUUCCCUUUCUAUUCCUUUUUCUAGUAAUUAACAAUUUGGAAAAUUUCAAGUUGUAAAAUAUAAUUUUAAAAACUGCUUAAAUGGUUUCUUUCAUUUAAUAAAGUUUAACCACCGACCCGACUGAGGAAGCUCGAAGUACAUACAAAAAUUACCCAUGAUGUCUACCCUUAUUAAUUUUGGUGCGAAAUAACAGCGUUAAUUUAUAGUUUCAAAAAACAUUUUCGGCGACAAAAGUGGGUUAGAGAAUGCGGCUUGGUAGUGUAGAGCUAGAAAAAAAGUGCCCAAGAUUUUACGCGUUACGUAAAUCACUCUGAAGCUUUAAAGCCCUUUAGAGCAGUAUUGCAUCUUUCCCACAACAAUGACAAUUUUAUACUUUACUACCCCUCCCUUGAGGGAAAUCCUUAUUGACUCCCAGACUAUGGAAGCCACGUGACCAACUGCAACCGAGGUCCCUUCUCGAAUAAGAAAGGGAUAAGACCCUAAGAUCAAGGUUGUCUGAUAAACAUUGCAUGUCGCAUUUGUUGUAUCACUGAAAACACUUUUUUUAACUGCAUGUGGUGUUAAGGUAACUAUCCAAUAAACGGUCGUUUGUAGUCUUCUUCUCCUCCUGGUUCCGAUUUAGUUGUCAGUUUAAAAAUGAUUUCUUUAAGGGGUCAAAGUAAAGAUUGAACCACGCAUAGAUUGGUCUCAUUUGGUGUUUAGGGGUUUAAUUUCAACCCUCUGAAGGGGAACCGGACCGCAAUGAAUCCCAUUGAAAGAUUCUCCCCUAAACUGAAAUCAAGUAUCAAGCCUCAAUCGACAGAGUGGAUACAAACUAACAUCGAUCUACUUGGACAUGAAAUUUAUCACGGGUCAUCAAAGUCUUUCAAGGUCACUUGACCCGUAUUCAGACCAUGCUUUGCUUUGCUUCCUGGGACCGGAGGCCUCUAUAAUUUCACAGAAUAAUUUGCUAAUCAUUUCCAACCUCUAGGUAUAAUUUGAUUGACGUUAUGUCGUAAUGUGACGUCGUUAUGACGACAUAAUUUCUUGAAUUUAAUGGCAGUGCCCAAAUUCCAUCCAUUUUCCCCUAAAAGUUGCUAUAAAGCGAAAACUACUUAAAAACUGAAUUAAGGUGUCUAAUAAAAUCAUGAAGCUAGCUGACAGCAGUAAGGUCAAGAUAACGUGAUUAAAAAUAUUAAGAAGGAACUGGAAGCAAAUUCCAUCUUUAAUCAGUCAUUUAAAUUAACCAAUAGAGCAGAGAAUUGUGACGUCACAAAUAUUCAAAUUUGACAAAUUAUGGGAUAGGUUUGCAUAUCCAGAAAGACCAAUACGAAAUAUGUUUACUUGCCAAAAAUAAGCCUGUUACUGCAAAUCGGCGGGAACAAAUAAGAACCGUUUUACCCCGAUGACCCCAUACAAAUCUUUCUAAAUUGACCUGGUUCGCAACGUUACGAUCCAGGCCUAUUUUAGAAGGAUUUUUGUGACGUCAUCACUUCUCUUAUCUAUUCUGCAUGCAUUCCAUUUGCUUCAGGCCGCAUAAAUCGGAAUAAUCCAGGUUGUUUAAUUUGAAAAGUGUCUAAAAAUAAUUAAGAAAAUAGGGAUAAAAAUCGCUGAGCUUGCACCGGUGCAAAUCAAGGAAGCCAAGGCACAACUAAAUGUCAUAAAGACUCGUGCUUGAAUUUUCCUACCAUUGUAGACGGCAAUUUAGUUGCGAAUCCAGGGUGGCCUGGAUCUGUGCCAAAUUUUUAGAGGCCCACAGGGCUGACAAAGUUAUUUAAGAGAAUAUGGACAAGUCUUACUUGCCAACCCUCCCCCCUCCCCGGCAGUUGCUUAAAGGUCUGAAGAAGUCAUCGCUUUGUCACUGGGAUAUAUUGUUAUGGUUCUUUUACUUUUUUUUAGCUUCGUCUAGGUAUAGAAGCGUCCUAAAUGCAACGGAAGAUGAAACCUUUGAGAUUGGCACCCCAAAAGUUGAUGAAUCGAAAAACUACCCUGAGAAUUUCGAAUGGGAAUGGUACUUAAUUGUUCCUGAAGGACGCCAGGUACAACUUACCUUUGACAUAUUCGAACUGGAACAAAGUACAGACUGUGGAAAUGACUACCUGGAGGUGAGAGAAGCCAUCUCUGCUGAGCCUGCCUCUCCUGUCGUAACUUUUGAUGGAAGGUAUGGUCCAAUUCUGUCCAAACCCGUAUGUGGUACCAACAAGCCUAGUACGAUUCAGAGCCCGGGUAACAUGGUCUGGGUACAUUUCAAGAGUGAUUUCAACGCUACUACUACUUACAGAGGAUUCAAAGCCUCCUUUAAAGCAGGUAUGUAUGAACAUUAGUUUGUCAUUAGUCAUGUACGCACUCGGUCGUAUAAAGUGUUUCCGUUCCGUGUACCUCGCAUUAUGCGUACCUGUUGAGUUUCCAAAUUGCGGAUUGCGAACUCGAACGAUUAUUCGGCGACAUGUCGGCGACCGAAACCAUGCUAAAUAUACUUUGUCGUAAAGAAAAACAGGCCAGAAAAACAAAGGAAAAAAAGGAAAAACACGUUUUUAGAGAGCCAUUCUUGUGUUUUGACUCACCUUACGCUGUGUGCUCCUCGCCAAAAUACAGCUUGUCUCAUAAAAGAUCAUACGUUAAACAUCACUUAACCUUGCAAUAUUAAUAAGACAUAUUUAACAAUUAUUCCUCGAGCCUUCGGCCUCAUGGGCUAUUGACUCAGAGGCCAUGAGGGCGAGAGGAAUAAUUGUUUUAGUAAAAUCCAACUAGUUGGUCAAAAAUAUCGAGACAAAACAGCUAAAAGCAAGACUUUAAUCCUUUUUUUGCCGCCAAAAAUCCGGCGCUUUUCGCUACUAGUGGGCUAUAACAUAUAGCCUAGUAGUAGCUCAACCAAUCAGAACGCAGCAUUGAUGAUAGACCACUAGAUGGAUUUUACUAAAUAUAUAUAUGUUAUUCACCGACUGGGAGGUCCGUAUUGGGAGAAACUGUGCCCGAGGUCUUGAGUACCGCCCGAGGGCGUAGGCUGAGGGCGGUACUCAGACCGCUGGCACAGUUUCUCACAAUACAGACCGACCCAGGCCGGUGAAUAACAUUUUUAUUUUUUCUAACCGCGAUUUAAAAGUGUCAGGAAAAUUUUCCUUCACUCUCCAACCUAUGUGUGUCGAAGUAGGAAGCGUUCGUGUUGAUGAAGCGCGCGAUCGAGUGCAAACCAAAAAACAUUACAACAUGAUUUUUAGCUGGGUCGGUAAUUUAUGUUAUGGCAUGAAAGGUUUUUGUGUCUUGCUAUGCAAUUCAUAAUCUGAGUGUCAAACAAGGAUAAAAGAAUUGACGAGCUUGAUAUCAAAAGCGCCAGGAAAAAAAUACAGCAAGUGUUUUCGUUGGCUGAAUAAUUCAAAAAUUGCUUCAGAUUUAUUAGUUGGGUCUUAGUUCAAUGGAGUGGGAUGAAAACUGCACAAUGGCUUUGUAAAAAGAGCUAAUUACACAUACCAAUUUUAAAGUUUUGAAUUGAAUUCGAAUAAAAGAAGGCGAUGUGAGUACUCGGCAAGUUAUGAACAAAGAAAUGAAAUAGGCGAUAACCAGACCGACUGCUGGAAAAGUGAUUCGUGUUACAACCUUUUCUGAUAAGUAGAAACUAGCUAGCCAAAAUUCAAUGAAAAACGGCAGAAUCUAGAUUCAUACAGCAAAAAUGGAAAACAAAACUACAAACCGAGCAAAAAUGUCCUUUAAACGGUGCAUAAAAGUGGCAAGAUUGCAGUACUUACAGCGCGGUUAUAAAGCUAGUGAAACGACAUCGGUCACAAGCCACCUGUUUUACUUUACUUUAGCGAUUUUCCUGGCUGACUUGCUUGAUUCUCCCUUCAGAUUUUUUUCCGAAUAAUAAAAUUAACUUUUCCCUAGCUAAUGCUAAUAAUAGCGCAAGUUUUAAGAGUAAAUGGUUUGAAAAUGACGGUUUUUGCUCAUUCACAAACAACAAACAAAGUUGUGAAUGAAGCGGCCAAAGAAUCCGCCCGGGAUAGCGGGAAAGAUCGUAAAAUACCAGGGCGGAUAAAUGUUCUGCUCUCGGAAUCAAUCAGAUUGCAGGAUUUGGAGGAUUCCGCCCGCUCGCAAGCUUGGAAAAAAAUAAAUGUAUUGUAUUGUAACUUCUAAAUACUAUGUUAUUAAACGGUGCGUCAUGUAGGCAAAAAAAUAUGGAUCCUUUGCGUAUGGGUUGCCUCGUUAAACUUGCCUUCUUAAGUCUUUGGAUUACGAUUUCUUUCACAGUCAAGCUAAGUCUCUCUAAAAUGGACACUUUUAGGACCAGCACCCCAUGCGGUAUCUUUUGGGCCCCUUAGAGAAAUGCACGCCUUGAAGAGCGAAGUAAAUCUAAAUUCUAGGUGAUUUUAGCUCGCGACUGUGUCCGUUUAGAGAAAGUUCAUUGUACUAUUCAUGUCUGAUAUGAAAGAGAUUAUUUUCACGGAUAAUAUUAUAUUCUUUAAUUUUAAUUUCUUUUAAUUUUUUCAUUAUGUUAAUCAUUCUUUCUUGUCUUAACCCAAUAUGAAUUUUUCGUCUGUUCAAUUUUUGUAGGCCAGGGACGACUUUCCAUCUUGCAUCCGAUGGCCCUUUUGUUCUUCUCGGCUCUACUAAUGGCUACGUCAAAGGACAGUCUGUUCUGAACAGAUCCAGCCAGACUCUUUGGUCAUUAUAAAUUCACACGAAAUAACGCUUUCACUUUAUACGUAGGAACUUAAAUACUUUUGAGUGAAUUUAUCUAAAACGUUAAAAACUAUCGCAGUGCUUAUCUGACUGCGGUUCUUGUUCACGUACCUUGUUAAAUCUCGUUCCAAGAAAAAUAUAUUUUAGCAAAUGAGUAAUGAGCAGAUAAAAACAACUUAUUAACAAUUCUUAUGGAUAGAAUUGGAAUGAUUUUCGUGUUGUUAUAAUGAACAGUAAACCCCAAGUAGAUGGAAAACUUGUUCACGUAGUAUACAAAUUCACGUUUGACGUUUGCCUUAUAAACGCUAAGUUGAGAAUUUCUCAAAAUAGAAAAUGAGAAGAUAAAAACAGCUCAAAACAGAUUCUCAUGGAUAAAAAAUUGCGUGAAGCUACUAAUUUAGGUGUAGAAGUGAUGAACUGUAAACGAGAAGUAAAGAAGAAACUUGGUCACGUGGUACAAAUUCGCGUUUGUCGUUUGAAGUAAAUGUGAAUCUUAAUCUCUCUAAUAUGUAGUGCUCGCACGUGAGCCAGCGUCAUUUUGGCGGGAAAACGCGAUAGCCGCCGUCAUUGUAUUACAAGUUUUCGCGAAAAUGUCGAAGUGGCAGAAACAAAUUAUCAAAUGUCAGAAGUUUUAUCAUUUUACGAUCGGGAGAGCCUCCAGUAAAGAUAAGCGCAGUGCUAACUUUUCUUGUUAAAGGUCAAGUGACGUAAUUUGUAUAAACCAUUACAUGGAAUUGCAUAAUCCCAUCUUUUAGACCAAAGUGGUUCAAUCAGUCAGGCAAUAAGAAAAUACAGACAGGUUGCUCAUUCCCUUGCUGCCUAACUGAGAAGUAAGUGUUAAUGUUCGCUUAGGGGAGGGGUAAGUGGGCAGUUUCCCAGGAACGUAUAAUGAUGUGAUCAUACUUAUCUAUUCAGUUGUGUUAGGCCACGUUAAGGAGAAAAGUUGCCCCUUGAUAAAGGGUCACCCUCCCCUCCCAGCCGAGUCAACUUAAGCGAGCAUUUAUAGUUGACCCAUUUGCCCGAGCCAAGAGCUUACAACAGCGCUCGCGCAUGCUCUGAUGAUCUCGCUUUCACCGAGCUGGCUCGGCUAGGAGGGUGACCUUACCAUCAGAAAAGGGUCACCCGGUUAGGUGAGCCAACAUUUCGGCCAAGCCAACGUUUUUUUUUUCUCACGUAAACAGUUCUUCAAGUUUUGUAAGGAACUGUAGGAAAUUUUCAUGGCCAUGGCUCUACCAGGGUAGCUCGGGUAGGCGACAAGUUUUCUCCAUAUGAACGGAGCCUGAGUAAAGUGUUUUUGCAUGUAAUCAGAGCUAUUCCGUAAUUUUUAGGAUAACUAAUACUGCACGUGUGAGCUAAAUAUAAUCUACAAUUAAUUAUAAGUUUGUAAAAAAAAUGGUUAAUCAUCGAGUGUCUUAUGUAAAGGACAUUGCUGGAUAUGGGCAGCCAUAUUUACCUAAAGUCAGUUAAGCUACACGACGAAGGUCGAGCCGUUUGCGGGACAAAGGAACUGUUCUUUCUCUGCCAUUUCAAGACCCUGAGUGUUGGUUCGGCUACACUAGACCUUCCGCCCUGCACAUCACCGCUCUACUGACUGUCAAUUAACCGUGUCAGAGUAAUAUAGCUGAUUUUAAUAAGACCCAGAAUCCACCAUAAACAACUGUAUCAGUUCAGAAAAGCCCUGUCUCAAGGAGUUUCUUGUGAUUACUCGAUAAUAAAAGUUGCUCCGUGAACUGCACUCAGUUUAUGUAGGCCAUAUCACUGACAUAUACCUACUAGCUUGUCAUUCUUAUGCAGGGCUUAACAAUAAACCUCAAUGCUUCAGCCAUAAACUGCGUCUAAUAUUCAAAAUAUAUAAUCGAUAUUAAGGGGCCUCUUAAAGGACCUUUUAUUAAAGUUUCCUAAAGAUCAAAUUCCCUAACCUUUCAUAUAAUGAAGAAAGAAAGGGAACCCUUCCUUUUCAAACACCUGAAUUUGACAGAGAUUCCCGUUUUGGACGGAAACACCCCGUACAGGCCACUUUAGGGGAGAGGGUACCCCCUUCUCCCCACCCCGUAUCAAACAUACUCAAAGUUGUAUUAAAAUAUUUUGAGGGCUAUAGAUUCAGUGAGAAGCUACGCGACUGAGACAGCGAGACGAGAUGGUUUAUGGAUAAAGUAACAAACAUUCUUGACCAUUUUGUCGCGGAAAUGUUGUUUCCAUUAUUAAGUGUGAGUUUUACAUAACCAGGCUUAAUCCUUUUCGUUCAGUUGACGAAAGCAAAUAAAUAACACUAUGCCAAAAAAUAUAGCUCAGAAUAGAGAAGGACACAAACUACUGCGGGAGCUGAAGUUUUAGAGAGUGAUAGAUGUGUAUCAAGAUGCCGCAAGCAGAAAUAGGGAGAAGACAAAACAGAAACCGCGGCAUGAUUGCCAUAAGGGCUGAUUUCCAACAUACAUGAAGAGAAGAGCGUAGGGGACCGCAACGGCGGACGAGGAUGGGAGUAACUCAUCCAAAAGGAUUUCAAAACUGUUUUGAUGUUGUAUCUGUCAACGAAAUGAGUAUCAGUUUGGGAACUGAGUUUCCCCGGCAGCAAAAUAAGAGAAAGCUAGAAACAACUUGGGUGUUGAAAUGCUCUAUUGCACUUCUACCCUUCCUUCCUGGACUAAGGCGGUGGCUACUUGUCAUGAGAAUUUAGAUUACUUAUAGUUUUUUACGUCUAAAGGGAGGUACUCAACCGAGACAAAAACCUAUAAGAUUAGCCGACUUGGUGACGCUUCCUCCAAAAAGCCGUUAAAGAUCUAAAUUCCACUGGGCCUGUUACAGAAGAAUGUUGUAAUUCUCUUCGUUUUAUUACAAUCCAGUUAUUAUCAUUAUCAGUAUUAUCAUUAUUAUUAUUAUUAUUAUUAUUAUUAUUAGUUCUUAUAGAACGGAACGUUUCUAUGACAACUAACCUUUGCUUGCAUCCUUCAGCGUUUUUACGUUAAAAGCGUUGGAACCUUACAAAGACGCCUCGGUUAAUUUCCAUUCAGGGAAAGUGAAAAGUUCUUCUAUAACCUAUGCAUCAUUUACGAGUUUGAAGCCCCCUCUUUUUCCUUUCCAUUUCUUUUAGUUUUGAAGCGGUAACCUUCAUUACGUAACAUGGCAGAUGGCCCUGUUACAGCUGUGGACUUUGAUUUCAGUAUACGUAAAUCUUGGAUUAAAAGUGACAUAGUAACAACAUGAAAAGUAAAAAAAGUAGCCUAUUGUAAAGGGAUAGUUCUUGCUAGGUGGUACCAACUUGAAAUUUUUUUACCAAUAUUAUUAUUACUGGUCAAAUCGAACGAUGCGCUGAAAUGUCGUUCAAGGAGACGCGAUCCAUAACUGCAAUUUAUCUUUCACAGUUGUUUUGGUCAUACACAUAUCGUUUGAAGACAGUAGUUUAUGAUGCUUAAAAAAGGCCCCGAUGAUUUGAUCGAAAUGCAGAUAACUCGACUUCCAGCUAUUUCAGCGUACUUGGCAGGUUUAAAGGGCUCCUGGCAACUGACGUUUUCCAACGAGGAUGGUGAUUUUUACAUAGCUUUAAAACAACUCACACCGCACACCAAAGCUCCAAGUGGGGCAAACUGAUCUAAUUUAACAACUUCUUUAAAUGACAAACGCAGUAGUCUAACAUCCAUGAUCACGUGCAAUAUAAUAGGGCCAUUUAUACGAGGAAAAAAAAGACGCGUCUUAAAUAAGACGCGAACUGUACCAUUUAUACGAGCAUGUCUUAUCUAAUAAGACGCGUCUUAGCUAAGCCGCGUCUUAUUUUAGACGAAAUGUGCCGUUUAUACGGAAAGUUCGCGUCUUAUUUAAGACGCGUCUUAUGUAAGACGCGUCUUGUUUUUCCUCGUAUAAAUGGCCCUAAUGUUAGCUAAUUCAAGUGAUAAGCAGUAGAAGACUGUAAUAAAAAAUUGUAAUUGUUUUUAUGACAAGGAUGAAACUUUCCUAGCAUCCAUUGGUCAAGGCGUCCUAUAAAUGUUUCAACAACAAUUAAAGUCUUUUUAUAGCCUUCGACAAUUUCAUUUUUGCCGUCAGUAGCAAGAAAGAACAGUAAUUGUGAUCUGUGAUAGCUAGCUCAGAGGACUCUUAGACCUCAGAUGGCACUAAACCACUUCACUAUAAUUCUGCUUGCUUUCACUGGUAAGUGAUAAAGUUAAUUCAUCGCGCCAUCCGCGGCUUUUAAAUGAAUCAUUUAAGAUCCUUAGAUAGUGGUUGGUGUUUCAAUUGCCUCGACUCAUUCAGGGGCAUAGGNACGCGUCUUAGCUAAGCCGCGUCUUAUUUUAGACGAAAUGUGCCGUUUAUACGGAAAGUUCGCGUCUUAUUUAAGACGCGUCUUAUGUAAGACGCGUCUUGUUUUUCCUCGUAUAAAUGGCCCUAAUGUUAGCUAAUUCAAGUGAUAAGCAGUAGAAGACUGUAAUAAAAAAUUGUAAUUGUUUUUAUGACAAGGAUGAAACUUUCCUAGCAUCCAUUGGUCAAGGCGUCCUAUAAAUGUUUCAACAACAAUUAAAGUCUUUUUAUAGCCUUCGACAAUUUCAUUUUUGCCGUCAGUAGCAAGAAAGAACAGUAAUUGUGAUCUGUGAUAGCUAGCUCAGAGGACUCUUAGACCUCAGAUGGCACUAAACCACUUCACUAUAAUUCUGCUUGCUUUCACUGGUAAGUGAUAAAGUUAAUUCAUCGCGCCAUCCGCGGCUUUUAAAUGAAUCAUUUAAGAUCCUUAGAUAGUGGUUGGUGUUUCAAUUGCCUCGACUCAUUCAGGGGCAUAGGCUAAAUCAAGUUCAAUCCAAAACAACGUUUUUUUUUGUUUUGUUUUUUUUGUUUUGUUUUGUUUUUUUUUCUGUUUCGGGCCUUUGAUUAUCAAUUUUUUGUCAUUUUGGGUUCAGAGUCAUGAAUUAAUGACUACGGAGAGAAUGAAUCUAUCGAAACAAACUUUCUUUUCGGCUCACAUAAGAUUAUAAUUACAGCACAGAACAAUGCACCUUCCAGUCACACUGGUUUUAAAUCUGCAUCACUCUAGCAGCCAGACAGCAGUAUAUAUUUCGCUUUACAUUUCUCUCAAAUCAGAGCAAACUGAAAAUGUUGAUGAAUUGCAUAUAUUCAGAACUGCGGAAUGAAUAAUUAAGUGCAAAGAAGACCAUUAUAGUUUUAAAAAUAUGCAACUGACCUACGCAGUAUACAUACAUACGUCAUGAGCUUUAUUUUAUCUCGAAUUUUAGUGAGGCUGAAAGGCUAAUAUCUUCGAGAAACAUAAAUAGUAUAGAAAUAAAAAAUAAGGGAAAAUCUAUUUACAUGAAAAAAUAUAUAUUUACAUUAAAUAUAUACACUCGUUUUCAUAAAGGUUGACAUUUCAGAAAUAUAUAUUUCUUUUGUUUUAUUCCACGAAACAAAAGAAAAAACAAAAGAUAUAUAUAUUUCCUAUACGUCAACCUUUUUGAAAACGAGUGUAUGAUAUACAUAUAUGUACAUUGAAAAACCUAGUAUUUACAUUUGAUUACGCUACGUGAAAAAUGUUAAAUAUUAUACAUUAUGGUUCAAAGGAGAUUAUUACAUUCAAAAGUUUUCUAAAACUAGUUAAAGUAGGCUUGGAUUUUACAUUAUUGGGUAAGGAGUUCCAGGUCUUAGUUGCAAAGUAACAAAAAGAGUUGAGGCCAAAACUAAUGGUAACAGGUUUACAUAGUGAUAAAAUAUUUGUUCUUCUAGACGGACGCAAAGCAAGCAUGUCGUUAAGAUAUUUAGAAAAACUGUCAUAGUUCAAACAUAUUAACAUAUUUUGUACCCUUAAGUUGUACAGAGUUGUUCCUUCAGUUUUAUGUAGUAGCUGCCCGGGUAAGACGAAACUUUUUCAUUAAAAGUUAUACAAAGGCAGUUAACGACUUUUUUUCUCUUUGAGAGCGAUAUUAUAAUGCUUGUUUGGAGUUUUUUUAAUGCAAGAAAGGCCGGCAUGCCUCCCGAAACUCCAUUGAUGGGCUUUCUGACUUGUAUGACUCUUGUAUAACUGAUAAUUGCAGUCAGUUCUGUAUCGUGUAAACUUUUUCCAAAGCCUAUACUAUUUCUAUAACAUAUUGCUUUGCGCCAUUCUUCUGUCAUGUAAGGGACCUGAUUGCCACGCACAUGGAUUCGAAAUUGCAGCUUUAGCGGCGUGAUCAUCAAGCACCGUUAUGAAUAGUGUCUCAAACACAAACAGCUAAUCUACGUCGUCAAAGAUAUCUGAACAUUAAAAGGAACAGUAUGCAAAUCAGCCGAAAAUAAAUAUGACGACCAAAAGGUUUCAGGCUACAGAGUUUUUUGACCUCAUUUUAGGUGCCGUUUUUCUUAAAAACGCAUACACCACGGCAAGUGAAUGUUCGCUUAGUUGAACAUGAACAACUCCAGAAUUCAGAAGCCUGUUGUUAUUCUUUAUGACUAGGUCAAGUAAAGUUAUAGAUAUUUUUGUAAUCUAGUCGGAGAGCUGAUCAGGUUGUGUAGAAGGAGAGAGAGAUUGCAACCCCGACCUCUGCGAUACCGCGAUGCAGCAUUCGAUCAGUUUAACUAGCUAGCGGUAAGUUAACUGCAUGGGUGCUGGUCAUAAAAUUGGUACGUAGAUGAAGAUAAAAUAAUGAGUAUAUGAAUUUUAUAUAUUUGAACUGCGGGAUAAAAAACGUAAAUGGCAAGGUUGAAUUUUUAAACUGUGAUGAUCUUCUCUGCACUUAAAACUGUAUUUAGUCCGACCAGACAGAAUAGUAUGUGUUUCGCUUAACAAUUCUCUGAAAUUGGAACUUAGCACAUUCUUUAGCACUUAGUUUGCAACAAAAUGUUCAGUACAGAAUAAAAAGGCCUUGCCAGAAGCGCUGAACAUUAACAUUCAAUUUACUAUUACUGUUUUUGAUAAGCUGAUAAUUGCAGUAGGUUCUAAUUUUAGUUUACGAUGAUCAGUUCAUUUUGAAUGCUUCUAACAGUAUGAUUGAUUUUUUUUCUUUUACACAGUUUUGGCGCUUACCUUUGAAAAAGGGACCGCUGACUCCAGUAAGUUUUGUCACAGUCCACCAGACUGUUUACAGUCUUUUUUGUUUUAUUCUUAUUAUAAGUAGUCGAGCUAGCUUUAGCAGAACAAGACUCUAAAAAUGCAACCGCUUUUUUUUCCGUGUGUCCGUGCCAAAUGGUCGCCACGGUCCCUUAGAGGCGUUCCUAGUGGAGACAGUUGAAACUAGGGAUAACUAACUCGGCGUGACGAAAGCCGUGCAUGGAAAAGCUUAAUUACUAAGGGAAUUUUAGAUUUGUUUUUCGGAACGGGUCGGUCAACGAAUUCUAUCGCUUAAAAGCGUUGAUUGCUUUGGAACAUAAGUGAAUACUUCAGUGGUCGAAAAAGAGAAAAAAUUUAAAUGAGCAAAACUUUGAUGGUGAGGCUAUGUAAACUUUCAUUGUGUGCAAAUAAGUCUUUUGAUGAGUAUGCGGUUUAUUUUCGACCAUGAUUUAAAUGACGCGCCAUGUUGAUCACGUUUCGCCGAAAACGGUUUUAUUCAGAGUAAAUGCUCUGAGGAUUACUCAACUGUCGAUAAAAAGGGCAUGCAAAAAACUUAUAGCAACUGGGAAAAUCCUGUUUCGUGUAGGAAGCCACGUUGCUGCAAAAGCGAAUAGUUCGAAAGCAAGUGAAUUAAAUUCCCGUGAAUAAAGGAAUCGAUGUUUAAUGGCAGAUUCACUUUGUUGUAUGUAUUUAAUUGAAUGUGUUUUUGUUUUCUAUACUAACGUCUUCCUUGGUGUUUCCUUGGUGUCACAAAUUCGCAAGGUCUCGCCUCUUUGCCUCGUAUUGCCUUUGAUUGUGGAAGUAUAAUUACCUAGACAUCAUUGGAAAUUUUUACUUUAGAUUUAAAACUAUUGCAUUUUUUUCGUAUAAGUGUUUAGUAACUUAGUAUUCUUCUGUUGUCGACGGUUAACAAAAGGAGAAGAAGAAGAAGGUUGUCCACGGUGUGGCGUUUCUAUUGUAUGUACCAAAUGAAAUCGAUCUAUGUAACCUGGCUAGGUAACUUUUUUUUCUCCUUCCCCACAUGGCCCCUAUGACUUCCACGCCCGCGCCGGACACAGGCUCUUUAAGAAUCAAUUGACUCGUCAUGUCUUACCUUAUCUCCAAGCAAGAUGGAGUCAACGCUUUUGAGAGUCUUAAUUUCUUAUCUAAUCUCCAAGCAAGCGAGGCUUACAAUUGUAAGAGAGUUCUUGUCUUUCGUUAAGAUGGCAAGAACUCCUGUUUGCCAACAAACACACAUGCGUGACUAAAACGAAGAAAAAACAGAAAGCAAAUAAAACAACACGCAAAAGAAGUGAAUAGAGGAUAACAGAGACAGCUGAAAAUGGUGAAAUUGACAAUGUAACAGUUUGAAGGCAAAAUGCACCGUUUUCUUCGACUUUGCUCAAACGAAAGCCCGUUACUGUUUCCUGAAAACAAAGAGAGACUUUUUCCUAACCAAACUGACAAGCAGAAGGAAAUUGUAUCAUGUCACCGGUUUUGACAUGAUUUGAGACUGACUGGCUACCUAGGGAUCGCCGGAACAAUCGCAAUCGCCUACCUGGGUUUUUUCACCCCGAGAGGACGGGCCGGUCUAGAUGUUUAUACUGUAUCAGGCGCGGUCGCACUAGACGUCUUCUCCAAGGCUCCCUACGGGGAAAUAGCUUGGGUUGGGUUCGCUUUGAGGUUUGAUCAGCCUAGUCCCCAGGUGUUUUCGGCUCGGUCAUUCCUAGACUCUACCAUGAGCUGUGACAUCAUCGAGAAAGACUCGCCGAGAACGCCGUUCUCCCGCCCGCUCUCUCCAAGACUUCGCGAGGACAACGGAUCAAGAGAGAAAAUCUAGGGACUAGGCUGAGGUUUGAUCACUUAUAAUUCAUGUUUGCGGUCACUUAGCGAAAAAUUCCACAAGGGAAAGAAAAAGUUGAACCCGCUUUCGCAGGGAACGUUGUCGUAAACACUGAAUACUGACAUAAUCAUAGAUGCCAAGCGCUGGAGAUCUAAAAUCGGGAGACUCUCUCUUUUUUUUACUACCCCCCCCCCCUCGAAUUUCAACGCCCCUUCUCCCCCCCCCCUCCCCCCGCUGAACAAAUUGACCCAACCCCAAUGGGAAUUGGUUAGCACAUUAUAUGAAGUCUUACAUGAAGUACUUUCUUCAGCUAUUAGCCCAUGGGUACAAUUGCUGGGAACUCGCGGCCAAACUUUCGUCGUUCUGUUAACGCUUAAAAGUAGCUAUUAUUUCACAGGCAGUACGCGCCUGGUUGUCAUAGAAAAUAAGUAUCUCUUUUUUUUUGUUUCGCUAUAGCUUGCCCUAAUGGCAUUACAAACAUAACAGGCACCACAAGUGGGCAUUUCGUGUAUCCAGAGUCUGGUAAUUAUGGAGCAAACGAGACAAAAUGUUGGAGGAUUGAGGUUCCUAAGCCUUACUUCGGCUACGGAAUGACAUAUCACACGUAAGAUAAACUUAACUUUCGAUUCUAGCUGCGAAUCAUAGAAACAUGAUAAAAAUCCGAAAGUAAUCCUCUUUUUAUAUGCCCUUCAGAAAAAAGCCUCUGAAUUCCAAUAGCAAUAACAAUACCAUAUUUAUUAAAAUAGACGGUCAAGAGAUGUGUGCCACGAUGUUGCGUUUUAAGUUACAGGUGUGUAUCAUCAGAUGGUCAAAUCAAAAGCUGAAGGUUGUCACGAAUUUCCCAGGGAGUUACAAUUCCCCCUGCCAAUUGACGAGUUAUAUCAUUCUCGUCCACAGAACCUCCUGGAGGCCUAAGUAUGAGAACCAGGAGGCUCUGGGGAAAGGAACUCCACGGACACAGGAUUUGAAGUCCUAGAUUUCAGGACUUCCGGUCAUUUCUGAUUUUUUACAACGUUUCUAGUAGCGGGCACUUGCUCUUGCCCAAGUGUCAAUGACUGUAAAUGUAGGUUAUUCAAAGCUUUUAAAAGAGAAUCCUUUAACUUACUUUUGAUUCGGAAAUGACCGGAAGUCCUAAAAUCUAGGACUUUCAAAUCUUGUGUCCCUAGAGCCUCCUGGUCCUCGUGCUCAGGCCCCCAGUAGGCUCUGGGGACGAGAAUGGAGUUGUAUUUGAAGACAGAAAUUUAUCAGCCUACCACAAAUUUCCCUCCCAUCAUACACAUAAGAUUCCCGUAUUUAAUCAAGUGCUUUAUACAAGUACAGGGACCGCUAAGCAUAUUCUGGAUUGGUGGGCUAGCUUACGCGUACCGCGAGUUCAACGAGAGCCAAGGGCACGAGUUAUCUAGCGGGUGUCUGGGGACAUGAAAUUUAUAGAGCUUUUGAAAUCACUGGAAACGCGUUUAUUUCUACCAAUCCUAAGAAAAUUUUGUCCAAUUCUCAUCACCAUUCUGUUAGUUUUCUGCACAAAAACGUACAUUUAAAACAUAAUAAAUAUCAAGGCCAGUUCUCAAAUAACACCACACAGCGUCAGUUCUUGUCUUGUGCCUAUUUAGACUAUUUAAGACUACAACAUUGUUGAAUCUCUGCUGGGUCAUCUUUGCUCGCAGUUAGGUUUUGACUCAAUGAUUGAUUUUUUUUCUUUUACACAGUUUUGGCGCUUACCUUUGAAAAAGGGACCGCUGACUCCAGUAAGUUUUGUCACAGUCCACCAGACUGUUUACAGUCUUUUUUGUUUUAUUCUUAUUAUAAGUAGUCGAGCUAGCUUUAGCAGAACAAGACUCUAAAAAUGCAACCGCUUUUUUUUCCGUGUGUCCGUGCCAAAUGGUCGCCACGGUCCCUUAGAGGCGUUCCUAGUGGAGACAGUUGAAACUAGGGAUAACUAACUCGGCGUGACGAAAGCCGUGCAUGGAAAAGCUUAAUUACUAAGGGAAUUUUAGAUUUGUUUUUCGGAACGGGUCGGUCAACGAAUUCUAUCGCUUAAAAGCGUUGAUUGCUUUGGAACAUAAGUGAAUACUUCAGUGGUCGAAAAAGAGAAAAAAUUUAAAUGAGCAAAACUUUGAUGGUGAGGCUAUGUAAACUUUCAUUGUGUGCAAAUAAGUCUUUUGAUGAGUAUGCGGUUUAUUUUCGACCAUGAUUUAAAUGACGCGCCAUGUUGAUCACGUUUCGCCGAAAACGGUUUUAUUCAGAGUAAAUGCUCUGAGGAUUACUCAACUGUCGAUAAAAAGGGCAUGCAAAAAACUUAUAGCAACUGGGAAAAUCCUGUUUCGUGUAGGAAGCCACGUUGCUGCAAAAGCGAAUAGUUCGAAAGCAAGUGAAUUAAAUUCCCGUGAAUAAAGGAAUCGAUGUUUAAUGGCAGAUUCACUUUGUUGUAUGUAUUUAAUUGAAUGUGUUUUUGUUUUCUAUACUAACGUCUUCCUUGGUGUUUCCUUGGUGUCACAAAUUCGCAAGGUCUCGCCUCUUUGCCUCGUAUUGCCUUUGAUUGUGGAAGUAUAAUUACCUAGACAUCAUUGGAAAUUUUUACUUUAGAUUUAAAACUAUUGCAUUUUUUUCGUAUAAGUGUUUAGUAACUUAGUAUUCUUCUGUUGUCGACGGUUAACAAAAGGAGAAGAAGAAGAAGGUUGUCCACGGUGUGGCGUUUCUAUUGUAUGUACCAAAUGAAAUCGAUCUAUGUAACCUGGCUAGGUAACUUUUUUUUCUCCUUCCCCACAUGGCCCCUAUGACUUCCACGCCCGCGCCGGACACAGGCUCUUUAAGAAUCAAUUGACUCGUCAUGUCUUACCUUAUCUCCAAGCAAGAUGGAGUCAACGCUUUUGAGAGUCUUAAUUUCUUAUCUAAUCUCCAAGCAAGCGAGGCUUACAAUUGUAAGAGAGUUCUUGUCUUUCGUUAAGAUGGCAAGAACUCCUGUUUGCCAACAAACACACAUGCGUGACUAAAACGAAGAAAAAACAGAAAGCAAAUAAAACAACACGCAAAAGAAGUGAAUAGAGGAUAACAGAGACAGCUGAAAAUGGUGAAAUUGACAAUGUAACAGUUUGAAGGCAAAAUGCACCGUUUUCUUCGACUUUGCUCAAACGAAAGCCCGUUACUGUUUCCUGAAAACAAAGAGAGACUUUUUCCUAACCAAACUGACAAGCAGAAGGAAAUUGUAUCAUGUCACCGGUUUUGACAUGAUUUGAGACUGACUGGCUACCUAGGGAUCGCCGGAACAAUCGCAAUCGCCUACCUGGGUUUUUUCACCCCGAGAGGACGGGCCGGUCUAGAUGUUUAUACUGUAUCAGGCGCGGUCGCACUAGACGUCUUCUCCAAGGCUCCCUACGGGGAAAUAGCUUGGGUUGGGUUCGCUUUGAGGUUUGAUCAGCCUAGUCCCCAGGUGUUUUCGGCUCGGUCAUUCCUAGACUCUACCAUGAGCUGUGACAUCAUCGAGAAAGACUCGCCGAGAACGCCGUUCUCCCGCCCGCUCUCUCCAAGACUUCGCGAGGACAACGGAUCAAGAGAGAAAAUCUAGGGACUAGGCUGAGGUUUGAUCACUUAUAAUUCAUGUUUGCGGUCACUUAGCGAAAAAUUCCACAAGGGAAAGAAAAAGUUGAACCCGCUUUCGCAGGGAACGUUGUCGUAAACACUGAAUACUGACAUAAUCAUAGAUGCCAAGCGCUGGAGAUCUAAAAUCGGGAGACUCUCUCUUUUUUUUACUACCCCCACCCCCUCGAAUUUCAACGCCCCUUCUCCCCCCCCCCUCCCCCCGCUGAACAAAUUGACCCAACCCCAAUGGGAAUUGGUUAGCACAUUAUAUGAAGUCUUACAUGAAGUACUUUCUUCAGCUAUUAGCCCAUGGGUACAAUUGCUGGGAACUCGCGGCCAAACUUUCGUCGUUCUGUUAACGCUUAAAAGUAGCUAUUAUUUCACAGGCAGUACGCGCCUGGUUGUCAUAGAAAAUAAGUAUCUCUUUUUUUUUGUUUCGCUAUAGCUUGCCCUAAUGGCAUUACAAACAUAACAGGCACCACAAGUGGGCAUUUCGUGUAUCCAGAGUCUGGUAAUUAUGGAGCAAACGAGACAAAAUGUUGGAGGAUUGAGGUUCCUAAGCCUUACUUCGGCUACGGAAUGACAUAUCACACGUAAGAUAAACUUAACUUUCGAUUCUAGCUGCGAAUCAUAGAAACAUGAUAAAAAUCCGAAAGUAAUCCUCUUUUUAUAUGCCCUUCAGAAAAAAGCCUCUGAAUUCCAAUAGCAAUAACAAUACCAUAUUUAUUAAAAUAGACGGUCAAGAGAUGUGUGCCACGAUGUUGCGUUUUAAGUUACAGGUGUGUAUCAUCAGAUGGUCAAAUCAAAAGCUGAAGGUUGUCACGAAUUUCCCAGGGAGUUACAAUUCCCCCUGCCAAUUGACGAGUUAUAUCAUUCUCGUCCACAGAACCUCCUGGAGGCCUAAGUAUGAGAACCAGGAGGCUCUGGGGAAAGGAACUCCACGGACACAGGAUUUGAAGUCCUAGAUUUCAGGACUUCCGGUCAUUUCUGAUUUUUUACAACGUUUCUAGUAGCGGGCACUUGCUCUUGCCCAAGUGUCAAUGACUGUAAAUGUAGGUUAUUCAAAGCUUUUAAAAGAGAAUCCUUUAACUUACUUUUGAUUCGGAAAUGACCGGAAGUCCUAAAAUCUAGGACUUUCAAAUCUUGUGUCCCUAGAGCCUCCUGGUCCUCGUGCUCAGGCCCCCAGUAGGCUCUGGGGACGAGAAUGGAGUUGUAUUUGAAGACAGAAAUUUAUCAGCCUACCACAAAUUUCCCUCCCAUCAUACACAUAAGAUUCCCGUAUUUAAUCAAGUGCUUUAUACAAGUACAGGGACCGCUAAGCAUAUUCUGGAUUGGUGGGCUAGCUUACGCGUACCGCGAGUUCAACGAGAGCCAAGGGCACGAGUUAUCUAGCGGGUGUCUGGGGACAUGAAAUUUAUAGAGCUUUUGAAAUCACUGGAAACGCGUUUAUUUCUACCAAUCCUAAGAAAAUUUUGUCCAAUUCUCAUCACCAUUCUGUUAGUUUUCUGCACAAAAACGUACAUUUAAAACAUAAUAAAUAUCAAGGCCAGUUCUCAAAUAACACCACACAGCGUCAGUUCUUGUCUUGUGCCUAUUUAGACUAUUUAAGACUACAACAUUGUUGAAUCUCUGCUGGGUCAUCUUUGCUCGCAGUUAGGUUUUGACUCUGCGCGCCAUUGUAAAUAAUCUUUCAUUCGUAGCUGCGGUGGCUUGAUCAGGAAGUGGAGGAGUAAACAAGCGAAAUUAACAGUGGGGCUAUAGCCAAGCCUGCCCCUAUGUUCCGCUGUCCCUGAAGUAGCCAUAGUCGGGCUAGUUUCAUGUUAUCUUACUUUUCAAUUUUAGCUUUGAAUUUGAAGAGUGCAGAAAUUGUGAAUGUGAUUUUGCAAUAGUUGGAGAAAGCUACGACGACCUUAUUAGUCAGCAAAAUCAGUGUGGAAGAUUCAGUCGUUCCAGUUUAGAACAUAGCAACAAGUUACGAGGGAAAGGACCCACUCGGAGCGUAGAUUAUUCAGAUAAUAUCUUUAUACGCGUGGUAACUGAUGAUACUGUUCACUACAAAGGAAUCAACAUCUCCUACAUCGUCAAGUCUAAUUCGACGUGUAAGUAAUAACUAAAUUACCACUGACAAUUGCUCCACUAACUUAACCAACUGAAUAAGCUGGAAACCAAAAUGUUUUUCAAAAAUUGAUAGAAAACAUGUCACUGAUUCGUGAUUUCUUGAGACUCAAAACGGAGAAUUUCUGGAAGAAUUUCAUAAAAUCUAACGUCUGGCUAACCGCUAAAACCAGGCGUCAGAUUGAAGCGGUACGGUUAGACAAGUUACCGAGUCGCCAAGUAAAUUCUAGGGGACUAGGACGAGAAAGAGAUUUUAAGCAGGAACGAUAGCGCGUAAGGCGAAAGUAGUCACCCUAAAAACAGGACUUGACACUGACUAGACCUGAGAAGGAAAUGUGCAACAGACGAAGUUACAUAUCUAUAGAACUACCAACAAGAACAAGAUAACAAAGUUGUUUUCGGUAGUUGAACUCCCUGCUAAAUUUACCCUCGCAGAUUUACCUCGCGAUUGGUGUGCAUGUCACGCCCGACUCAGAUUCCUGGUGUUCGCCCGUCCAGCCGUACUUCCUGCUGACCGUUUUGUGGUGUGAUGGCUUGAAUUCGAUGGCAUUCAACUAUCUUUAAUUAAAACCACCUCCCGAGGAAUCCCGUAAAUUGAUGAAUUGUUAUAAAUGUUCUGUUAAUUGCUAACAGACUCAAUCACUGCACGCAACCCAACCAAUGGUAGGUUCCUCGUGAUGAGCAUGGUGCAAUCACCAAAGUUAUUAAUUAAGAACCCGUCAACACAAAUCCGGAUAGUUCUAAACAAAUUUUUUUGCUUCUUUACAUGAAUCAGCCUUCCGUCUACAUGAAACCAGUGAACCUGCUUAGCAAAACCUGAUCUUUUUGAAACCUCUCUCCAGAGGGGUUUAACGCACUGUUCACACGAAUCCUGAUUUUAAAAAAAUGUGGCUUCAAAAAUGCCCGGAUUCGUGUGAACGGGGCCUAACUAUAAAACACUAAACAAUACCCAUAACUUCAUAUUUUUGCCCUGAAUUCGCGCAGACAAGGCGAAAGCCCACUCUGGAGAGCGGUUUCGAAAAGACGCGGUUUCGAUGAGCGGAUUUUGGCACUGGUGUCAUGUGGACGAAAGACCGCCCUGCAAAAAUAUCCGGAUUAAUUCGUGUGAACAUGGCCUCAAUUUCAGGAUUACAGUCUUUAUCUAUCGCUUCUCUUGUAGUUGGUGCUCAGAGCGUCUUGAAUGCAUCUGAAGAUGAGACCAUUGAGUUUAGCACCCCAAAAUUUGGCAUCAAAAACUACCCUGCAGGUUUCGCUUGGAGUUGGUUUUUAAUCGUUCCUCCAGAACACCAGGUUCAAAUCACUUUCGACUCAACAUUCGUACUGGAGCAAACUACAAACUGCGAGAAUGACUACCUGGAAGUACGAGAAGCCUACGCAAAUGAACCACUCACCGACCCCGCCGAUCUUAGAGGAGAAUAUGGGGCAAUUCUGUCCAAACCUGUAUGUGGCACUAAUAACCCAGGUACAAUACAGAGCGUGGGUAACAUGGUCUGGGUACAUUUCAAGAGUGACAGUAACACCACUACUACUUACAGAGGAUUCAAAGCCUCCUUUAAAGCAGGUUAG